Molecule: messenger RNA, 4140 nt
Organism: Abrus precatorius (Indian licorice)
Lineage: Eukaryota; Viridiplantae; Streptophyta; Magnoliopsida; Fabales; Fabaceae
Exons: 2
Coding region: 49-471 (140 amino acids)
Molecular function (GO): calcium ion binding
Source: RefSeq, a predicted model, not a curated record
UGUUCAGUUCACUCAUCUUCAAUCUUCAAGAGAGAAAUCAUCGUAAUCAUGGGCGUCGUAAUAAUCGAUGGAACCACGGUGCGUGACUUCGUAAGCAACGAGGAGUCGUUCACGAAGAGCGUCGACGAGCAGUUCGCGGCUUUGGAUCUCAACAACGACGGCGUUUUGUCGCGUUCAGAGCUACGAACUGCGUUCGAGUCGAUGCGCCUCAUCGAGGCUCACUUCGGCAUCGACGUGGCAACGCCGCCGGAUGAAUUGAAGAGCUUGUACGACUCCAUCUUCGACAAGUUUGACGGCGACAACAGCGGCGCCGUUGACCGCAACGAGUUCCGAUCGGAGAUGAAGAAGAUCAUGCUGGCUAUCGCAGAUGGGUUGGGCUCCUUCCCCAUUCAGAUGGUCCUCGAAGACGAUCCCAAUAGCCUCCUCCAGAAAGCUGCAGAUCUAGAAGCUUCCAAGACCGCCGCCACCUGAAACGACACCGGUUUUGGUACCUUUUGUCUUGUAGCAGGUCUGGGACGCUCUAGCUUGAUUACAGCAAGUACACAUACCCUGGAACCUGUCCAGAUACAUGCUGCAGAAUUAGACUUCUCCAUCAGGACACUUCUAUCUAUUAUUCAGCCACCUAUACUUGAACUAAAGCCUCUGCCCAAGAACUUAAAGUAUGCAUUUUUAGAGAUUGAUAACAAGCUACCAGUAAUCAUUUCAGUAGAUUUGGAUGCUGCACAAGAAUAGAAGUUGUUGCAAACUUUAGCACCCACAAGAAACCAAUUGGGUGGACUUUGGCAGACAUUCCAAAAAUUAGCUCAUCCACUUGUAUGCACAGAAUUCUGCUGAAUGAAGAUGCAAAACCUGUGAGACAUCCUUAAAGAAGGAUGAAUCCCACCCUCUUGGAGGUGGUGAAUAAAGCAGUUGACAAACUUUUAGCUGCUAGCAUGAUAUACCUGAUAUCUAAUAGCGAGUCAGUGAGUCUGAUCCAUGUUGUACCCAAGAAGACUGGUAUAACAGUCACAAAGAACCAGUUUGAUAAGCUGAUUUUGACCAGAAUUCAGAAUGGGUGGCGAGUUUGUAUUGAUUAUAGGAAGCUAAAUCAAGGUACUCACAAAGAUCACUUUCCCCUACCUUUUAUUGAUCAGGUCUUGGAGUGGAUAGUAGGAAAAUUCCAUUACUACUUGCUAGACGAAUUUUCUGGUUACUUUCAAAUACAUAUAGCCCCAGAGGAUCAGCAUAAGACUAUCUUCACUUAUCCUUUUAGCACCUUUGCUUACAGACGAAUGUCAUUUAGACUGUGUAAUGCACCUGGCACUUUUCAGAGGUGUAUGAUGAGCAUUUUUGUGGACUUCCUAGAGACCUCACUUGAAGUAUUCAUGGACGACUUUACUGUUUAUGGGUCUUCCUUUGAUGCAUGUUUAGAUAGCUUGUCUAGAGUAUUAGAUAGGUGCAUAUAGUUUAAUUUGGUUUUAAAUUAUGAGAAAUGUCAUUUUAUAGUGACUAAAGGGACUGUACCAGGUCAUGUAAUGUCAAGUAGGGGUAUUGAGACUGAUAGAACCAAGAUUGAUGUAAUUGUUUCUUUACCUUACCCUACUUCUAUGAAAGAAGUGCACUAUUUUCUUAGCUAUGCAGGUUUCUAUAGGCGGUUCAUCAAGGAUUUCAACAAAAUCGCAUCCCCAUUAUCUACCCUUUUGCAGAAAGAUACUGAUUUCAUCUUUGAUCAAACCUACAAGGACGCUUUUGAUGAGUUGAAGAGGCGCCUCACUUCUAUUUCAAUCAUUCAGCCUCCAAGUUGGGAGAUUCUGUUUGAGCUUAUGUGUGAUACUUCAAAUUUUGCAGUUGGUGCUGUUCUUGGUCAAAAAGUGGAGAAGCAACCCCAUGUCAUAGCCUAUGCUUCUCGGACAUUGGAUAAAGCACAAGCAAACUACACUACUACAAAAAAAGAACUUUUGGCUAUUGUUUUUGCUUUAGAUAAAUUUUGGUUCAUAUUUACUUGGCUCUAAAGUAAUUGUUUUCUUUGAUCAUAUAGCUCUGAGGUACUUGCUUAAGAAGUCAGAUUCUAAAUCGAGACUAAUUCACUGGAUGCUUCUUUUGCAAGAGUUUGACAUUGAUAUCAGAGAUAGAAAUGGUGCAAAAAACUUAGUGGCAGACUAAUUGAGCAGAAUUCAACAGCCACUGGAGGAUCUCCUUAUUAGAGACAUAUUUCCAAAUGAGCAGCUUUACCACAUUGGAGGGCAUGAUCCUUGAUAUGCAGACUUGGUAAAUUAUUUGGCUGCUUAGGAGAUUCCUACAUACUUUUUCAAAGGUCAAGCUGCCAAGCUGAAGAGUGAUUCCAAAUACUAUAUUUGGGAUGAUCCAUACUUAUGGAAGAUGUGCAAUGACAAGAUUAUCAAAUGAUGUGUGCUCGAACCUAAGUUCCAGUCUAUGCUUAGAUUUUACCAUUCCUUGGCUUGCGGUGGACACUUUGAAUCUCAAUGUACAGCUCGAAAGAUUUUAGAUUCUGGACUAUAUUGACCUACUAUGUUCUGGAAUGCACAUAACUUCUGUAAGACAUGUGAGCGAUGCCAAAGGACUGGAAACAUCUCGCGCCGGAAUGAGAUAGCCUAACUACCUCUCCUUUUCUGUGAGGUAUUUGAUGUAUGGGGCAUAGAUUUUAUGGGUCCCUUUCCUGUUUCAUUUGGCUAUACCUAUAUUUUGUUAGCAGUGGACUAUGUCUCCAAGUGGGUGGAGGCAAAGGUCACUCGUAUUGAUGAUGCUCAUGUUGUUGUAGAAUUUGUAAAGUCACACAUUUUUUGCAGGUUUGGAUUUCUCAAAGCAUUAAUUAGUGACCAGGGAUCGCAUAAUAGCUGCCUUACUCCAAAAGUUUCAGGUUAUGCAUAAAGUUUCCACACCAUACCACCCUCAGACUAACAGAUAAGCGGAGAUCUCCAAUCCGGAAAUAAAGCAAAUCCUAGAGAAGACUGUCCAACCCAACAGAAAGGAUUGGAGUCUACGCUAGGAGGAAGCUCUGUGGGCUUACAGAAUUGCCUACAAAACACCCACAGGAAUGUCUCCUUAUCGGGUUGUUUUUGGCAAGGCAUGUCAUCUACUAGUAGAAGUGGAGCAUAAGGCAUUAUAGGCAUUUCAAUCAAUGUAAUUUGGAUAUAGGGGCGGUUGGCUCACACAGGAAGCUUCAAUUACAAUAGUUGGAGGAGAUUUAUAAAGAAGCAUAUGAGAACUUCAACAUCUACAAGGAGCGCACCAAGGCUUUCCAUGAUAAGCUAAUAGGGCGUAAAGAGUUCCACAUUAGUGACAAAUUCCUUUUAUAUAAUUCUAGAAUUAAGUUGAUGUCCAAUAAAUUGAGAUUUAGGUGGAAUGGUCCCUUUCUUGUUAUUAACAUUUUUCCUUAUAGUGUUGUUGAACUUCAAGAUAUGGGAUUGCAAAGGAGAUUUAAAGUUAAUGGGCAUCGGUUCAAGGUUUUUCAUGAGGGCUUAGAAGAACAUGAACAAGAGGAGGCCACUUUUGAAUUGGCCACCUACCUCGAUUUAUAGAGAGUUUUCUUACCUCUCUUUCACUUAUUGGAUUGUUUGAAUUGUCCUUAUGCUUAUUGUGUUUUCCAUUGAGGACAAUGUUAAUUUCAAGUGGAGGGAGUACUAUGUUUUUGGUGUGUACUUAGUCUAAUUAAGUGAUUAUUUCAUAGCUUUGAUGGAUUGAUUGAAUCAUUCUUUGAUUUGAUAGGUGAACUUUAAUAUCUUGUGUGUUUGAUUAUUUGUGAUAGAAUAUAUACUUUGUGAGAUUUUGAACCAUAUAGAUCACAAUAUCAUGUCAUUUUACUUCAUUAUGUGAUUACACUCAUGGUUGUAUGGCACCAAAACCUGCCUUAAGCUUUUUGAGACUAUAUUUCCAUAUGCUUGCAUUAGAAUGAUAGAGACAUCAUUUCUUUCUUAGAAACUACUAACCAAAAAUCCAACCUUGCAUUAUUUCCAUUGUUUAAGUCCCCUUGAGUCUAAUUGGCCUAUUUCUUGUGAUCAUAGCUCAUUUCAACUCAAAAGUGUAAAACAAUAAAAUGACCCAACCUUAGGAGAUACAAGAACUUUAAAAUUAUUUUGGGAAUGAUCAUAGAAAUAAGUGUGGGGGAGAUUACUUUAAAAAAUGCAAGAGAAAAGAAAAAUC